Messenger RNA from Sphaeramia orbicularis (orbiculate cardinalfish), 1456 nucleotides. Its product is annotated as granzyme-like protein 1. The record is from RefSeq and is a predicted model, not a curated record. The transcript is spliced from 5 exons. Gene Ontology annotation, biological process: proteolysis. Gene Ontology annotation, molecular function: serine-type endopeptidase activity. NCBI's taxonomy places the organism in Eukaryota, Metazoa, Chordata, Actinopteri, Kurtiformes, Apogonidae. The coding region runs from base 164 to 820 and encodes 218 amino acids.
GAGUAGACCUACUGUUGGAAAGACUGUUCGACUUGUUGUUCCUCUAAACAAACAUGAUGAAUCUCUGCUGUUUUAUUUUACUUUUUGCCUUCUCUCCAUCACAGGGGCCUGUGGCAGUGACAUCGUUGGAGGGAAGGUUUCAAAGCCUCAUUCCUGACCCUACAUGGCGUCACUGCAAAUCUGUGGAACACAUGUUUGUGGAGGUUUUCUGAUUCGGGAGGACUUCGUUUUAACAGCGGCACACUGCAGACAGUCUAGUACCAUGACAGUGGUCCUCGGAGCACAUAAUAUCACCAGGAAGGAGCCGAGCCAACAGAGGAUGGAAGUAGACGAGUACUUUGAACAUCCACAUUAUAACGGCAAAUUCAACGAUGACAUUAUGCUCCUCAAGCUAAAAACCAACGCCAAACUGAAUAAGUUUGUUAAAAUCGUUGCAUUACCAAGGAAAAAUGGAAAGAUCCCAGCCAACAUUAAGUGUUCUGUUAGUGGCUGGGGUAAAACCGGACCCACUGCCGUUUCCUCUGAUGUUCUGAAGGAAGCCACAGAGAAGCUGCAGUUCACAGAAGAAUGCAAACACAAAUGGCAGGAAAGUUUCAAUUCAGCCACUAUGAUCUGCACCACAUUUGACAAGAAAAGCGGAGGCAUUUGUCAGGGGGACUCUGGUGGACCACUUUUCUGUAACAAGACGCCUCAGGGUAUCGCAGCUUUCACCGCCUGUGAAGACUGUGAUAAUCCAAAGUAUCCCCAUGUCUUCACUAAAAUCUCCUUCUACAUCCCCUGGAUUGAAGAGGUGUUGAAGAGGUCUGAGAACAUAGCAUGAACCACCUUUCAGCAGCCCUUUAUCCACUCACCCAUGAACUGACACCACCACAGGCAGUGCACCUGCCAGAGGCCUUUUCUGACACAACUCUGAAACAGGAAAUGAUACAAAAAACUACAUCAGCUCCUACUUUUGGUCUAUAUCUCGGGUGUACUUUGGUCUAUAUCUCGGCUGUGCUUUGUCUAUAUCUCGGCUGUGCUUUGGUCUAUAUCUCGGCCGUACUUUGUCUAUAUCUCGGGUGUACUUUGUCUAUAUCUCGGCUGUGCUUUGGUCUAUAUCGCGGCCGUACUUUGUCUAUAUCUCGGCUGUGCUUUGGUCUGUAUCUUGGCUGUACUUUGUCUAUAUCUCGGCCGUACUUUGUCUAUAUCUCUGCUGUACUUUGUCCUACUAUUGACAAAAACUAAUCAGGUUGACUACAGAAUAUGGACAAUCAUUUGGUCAUGGUUUGAUAUCAAUAAUACUUGAAAUGUGACCGAUAGAGCGCAGACAGACAGGCCAAUAUUCUUGCCCUCCAGCAACAAAGUUAUUAUCCUGUAUUUGGAAAAAGUCAACUAUUAAGUUUGUAUAUGUUUGUUUAAUUCAAUCAAAUAUCAGAAAAAGCACAGGAGUACUAUAUGUUAUAAGUCAAUGUCCAAC